This is a messenger RNA of Nyctereutes procyonoides (raccoon dog), 1714 nucleotides long. RefSeq names its product IQ motif containing K (gene IQCK). The transcript has 9 exons. The record is from RefSeq and is a predicted model, not a curated record. Lineage: Eukaryota; Metazoa; Chordata; Mammalia; Carnivora; Canidae. Gene Ontology annotation, molecular function: protein binding. Bases 23 to 886 code for a protein of 287 amino acids.
GGUUGCUGUGGAAGCCGCGGCUAUGGCGGCACCUGCUCCGGUGAGCAGUCGCACCGCCCAGCGCGACGAGCCUCCCGGCUCCACAGAGUCGUCGGAUACCGCCCGGACGCCCUUGCCCACCGUGUCCACCCUGUACCCCGAGCUACCUGUCUCGCCGGGACAGGGCGUGGAGCCUCCGGGCAAGAGCCUGUGGGAGCAGAUUUGCGAGGAGUAUGAAGCUGAGCUGCCUCCCUUUCCAGAUGGAUAUAAAGUCAAACAAGAAGCAAUGAUUACUGUUUCACCAUUAGAGGAAGCAGUUCUCCAUGGCUUCAAUACAGAGCACCUUUAUUCAGUUCCUCAUUUGACCAUGGACUCGCAUGUACCCUGUCCUCAAGUUCAGUUGGAAACAAUCGAUCCAAAAACAUGUUCCCCCAAGGAAUAUUUAGAAACAUUCAUCUUUCCAGUUCUGCUUCCUGGAAUGGCUAGCCUGCUUCACCAAGCAAAGAAAGAAAAAUGUUUCGAGAGAAAAAGAACCAAAUUCAUUGCCUGUAAUUUUCUGACCGAGUGGUUAUACAAUCAAAAUCCAAAGAGGAUAGGGGAGUCUUUCACAGAAUUCUUCUCCAUUCCAUUUGUGGAGCAGUGGCUGAAGCAUCACCCACGGCCGCCGAUCCCACUCUCCCUCCUGCUGACAGAAGAAGAGGCAGCGCUGAGCAUUCAAUCCUUCUGGAGAGCCUAUCUGGUUCGGUGUGAUCCUGAGAUUCAAGAGUUGCGUCAGUGGCAAAAGAAACUGCGUGAAGACAAGCACAUGCGCCAGCGAGUCAAGAUUUUCUGGGCCAAACAAGAACAGAAAGUGAAAUGCAAAAUGGAGGAUGAGGAGGAGGUUGUACCUAAGACUCCACCAUCUUAACCACCGGUGGGACCUUUCCCAAUUGGAGCUUCCAUGACCCUACAUGAGGAAAAUGUACAAAUUAUGCUUCCUCUCUUGAUUUUUUAAAGGAUAGAUUUGGUGCCUGUGAAUAUGGAAUUUUUUCUACACGAGAUAGGAUUUGUGGCAAACGUGCUUUAGUGCAUAUCAUUUAUCACAGGAGAGCACUCAUCUACUUCCUGCAUUAUCUCCAGAUUUUAUUCUUUUAUCCAGUAUUAUUUCUUCAGUACUUAAGGAAUAUUCUUCUACACUAAGUGUCAUUACAAUGUACAGUGAGCUCUAGUUCCAAGAGAUGGUGAAGUGCUAAUUUAGGUACCAGUUUCCCAUCUCUGGCUGCCUUUGGAAAGAUCGAUACUUAAAUUAAAGUCCCAAACUUCUGCAGUGGGUUUUAUCUGGUGAGUAUUCUUUUCAUAAAAAAGGCAUAUUGGCUACGACCAUUUCCAAAGGAGAUGGACUCUUAACUCUGAUUUCUGAUUGCAAAUCCAACAAGUUGAGACACUUAAGCCCAGACAACAAUAACAGACAAAGGUCUUUGGUUGUCAGGUCCCCAAAGUAUUAUGGAAAGCCCCCCAUUUGAUGGAAAAGCUAACUUAUUACCCUCAUUUGUUCUGCGGUUUGCUGUUAACCAGGGCUCUCCCGUUCAAAAUGCCACAGACUUAGCCUCCAGGCAGAUCCCAAAGCCAAGUAGUUACGCUGGGUUGUUUUGACAAGCUACCACACAUCUUAAGUAAAUAGUAAAGCUUUUAUUUUUGUGUUAAGAACAGCAUUUUGAAAAUAAAACCUAUCUGCCCAUGCUUUACAACCUUUAAA